Messenger RNA from Charadrius vociferus (killdeer), 648 nucleotides. RefSeq names its product rho-related GTP-binding protein RhoF-like. Bases 1 to 648 code for a protein of 215 amino acids. Gene Ontology annotation, molecular function: GTPase activity; GTP binding. Lineage: Eukaryota; Metazoa; Chordata; Aves; Charadriiformes; Charadriidae. The record is from RefSeq and is a predicted model, not a curated record. The transcript is spliced from 7 exons. Gene Ontology annotation, biological process: small GTPase-mediated signal transduction; cell migration.
AUGGCGAGAGCCUCCCGGCGCGUGACUGGCCGCCGUCUCUCCUCCAUCUUUGUCGCCCGUCAGGUCUACGUCCCCACCGUGUUCGAGAAGUACACGGCGUCCCUCCAGGUCGGUGGCAAACCCGUGAAGAUCCACCUCUGGGACACAGCAGGGCAGGAAGACUACGACAGGCUUCGCCCGCUGUCCUACUCGGACGCCAACGUUGUCCUCAUCUGCUUUGAUGUCACCAACCCCAACAGCUACGACAAUGUCCUAACGAAGUGGUACCCAGAGGUGAACCACUUCUGCAAGGGCAUCCCAGUGCUGGUGGUGGGCUGCAAGACCGACCUGCGCAAGCAGCAGGAGGGACACCUGGAGCCCAUCUCCUACCAGAAGGGAGAGGCCAUGGCCCGGCAGGUCCGCGCCGUGUCCUACUUGGAGUGCUCGGCCAGGUACCAGGAGAACAUUGGGGACAUCUUCGUGGAAGCCUGCGGUGCCGCCUUGAGCGCUCAAAGGAGGAAGAGGAGGAAGACAGCAGUCCUGGAGUGUCCUUCUCACUCUCUUCAGAAGAGUCGGAGAUGGAGCCCGAGGAAGAAAGGAUCCGUUACAGCCAAAGACUGGUCAGUACUGGCCCUAAACAACGAAAUUCUGUUCUUGGUUCUGUUGUAA